AUAGUUCUAGUGACAAUGAGUGGUAUUUAUAUCUGGACUUUAGCACAUCAAAAGUUAAGACAGAAAGUUUUGACUCUGACACAGAUGAUGUUAUUGAUGAAGAGAAUCUGAGAGCAAAAAUAAGGAAUGAAAAAAUAAGCUCUCUAAUAUUAACUGUUGUUAUAAUAAAACUGGGAAUACUUACCUAA
Messenger RNA from Racocetra persica, 188 nucleotides. NCBI's taxonomy places the organism in Eukaryota, Fungi, Glomeromycota, Glomeromycetes, Diversisporales, Gigasporaceae. The record is from the annotation of a GenBank genome assembly.